AUGGAAACUCCUAGUUCUGGCGGCUGGUCAGAGCUCCCAGUGGACAUCUUGAGAUAUCUUUUGGAACGUUUGAGUUUUUCCAAUUUACACUGCGCUAAGAUCGUGUGUUCGAACUGGUACUUGUGUUCCAAGCAAACGUUACGGCCAAAAUUCGGAUCUCCAUUGCUGAUUAUGUCACAAGAAGAAGACGAUUGUUGUCUGUACAGCCCAGAGGAAGAUAGGGCUUACAAGACGACGAGUGAUAUUUCAGGGUAUCAGUUCCUAGGAAACUCAGGUAUGUGGUUCCUUGUGAUAGAUUCUAAAUCAGAUCUCUAUAUCGUAGACGUGUUUAGCCAUGAGAGAAUCGUACUUCCACAUCUAGAGACACUCAUGGGUGGCCUUCAUGAGAUUCAACGUGUGGGAGAAAACGAAUUCAAGGAUACCGCUUUUGCUUGGGAUCAUGACACUAGCAAAGACCUUAGAGGGUUUUGUAAGAGAGGUGAUGUUCAUUACCGUGAGAUUACAUUACGGACCGAUGUUCGUAGGGAGUUACGAGGCGUAGAUGAUAUGGUUCUCAAGGGUUACAAUCUUUACUUCAUCUCUAUACGAAAAUACAUUCGACAUCUUGAUUUGUCUGGACAAGAUGGUGUCAAGGAUGUGUUAGUGUAUCAUAAUUUUCCUAUGUCGGUCUCAAGAGCUGAUGAGAAAGCAAUGAAUGCAUAUAAAGCCAUCUCAGCUAGCUAUAGAAUCGUUGUUCCAACAUCAGGAGAGCCCUUGUUUCUCUAUACCUGA
This is a messenger RNA of Eruca vesicaria subsp. sativa (arugula), 771 nucleotides long. The record is from the annotation of a GenBank genome assembly. Lineage: Eukaryota; Viridiplantae; Streptophyta; Magnoliopsida; Brassicales; Brassicaceae.